AUGUCGAACACGAGUAAGAGCUCCUGCAUUGCUGUACAAGGCUCUGUAACCUCCGACCCAAGCACUACCUCGCAUAACUCUUCAACCGCUACCUCCUCCACUGAAGCUGGAAAUCUCUCUACACAUCGUAUUCAAUCCUACCUUGCCGACAACGACGCUCCCGUGCCAUAUGCCUUGCCUGCUCUCCCUGCCGACGGCAACAACGACAGAAGUUUGACUGCUGCACAUACAAUGAGCGGGAAGUUGCAGCAGUUCGAUGCAAUAUUCUAUGGUAAUUGAGAAGGUUGACACAACACUUGAAGGUUCAACGUGGGCUUGGCAGCAUUUUAUGGUUAUAAGAGAAGGACUGGGAGGCCUUCGGGAUGAUUCGAUAACUUAACAAAAAUGGAAAACUUGUCACCAGUUUGGUAAAAUCUUCAAUGAAGUUUCUAUACAAAGUGACAUUAAGAUAAUAGUAAGAUUAUGUACGCUCAAUCGUGAGUUUUCUUUUAAUCAAGAGACACUUGGGCACUUGUAUAAAGGCUACGUAGAGAAGGACCAACCAACUUUGUGGUCAUGAAGUAAUGGUGAACGUGUCUGGUGUGUUCUACCAUAGUAAGUGUAAAAUCUGUCCUCGAUCGCUUGUGAGAACAGGAAUCACCGUGAGUCA
Molecule: messenger RNA, 649 nt
Organism: Botrytis sinoallii
Lineage: Eukaryota; Fungi; Ascomycota; Leotiomycetes; Helotiales; Sclerotiniaceae
Exons: 2
Coding region: 1-279 (92 amino acids)
Source: RefSeq, a predicted model, not a curated record